ACAGAGCUUGUGGACAAAUGCAUAGGUUCACGCAUCCAUAUCGUGAUGAAGAGUGAUAAAGAAAUUGUUGGAACGCUUCUAGGAUUUGAUGACUUUGUCAACAUGGUGUUAGAAGAUGUCACAGAAUUUGAGAUUACACCUGAAGGCAGAAGAAUCACGAAGCUAGACCAGAUUUUGCUAAAUGGAAAUAAUAUAACAAUGCUGGUUCCUGGAGGAGAAGGACCUGAAGUAUAA
This is a messenger RNA of Nestor notabilis (Kea), 234 nucleotides long. Its product is annotated as U6 snRNA-associated Sm-like protein LSm5. The record is from RefSeq and is a predicted model, not a curated record. The coding region runs from base 46 to 234 and encodes 62 amino acids. Lineage: Eukaryota; Metazoa; Chordata; Aves; Psittaciformes; Psittacidae. The transcript is spliced from 4 exons. Gene Ontology annotation, cellular component: U4/U6 x U5 tri-snRNP complex; Lsm1-7-Pat1 complex; U6 snRNP. Gene Ontology annotation, molecular function: RNA binding. Gene Ontology annotation, biological process: mRNA splicing, via spliceosome.